This is a messenger RNA of Oryza sativa Japonica Group (Japanese rice), 1644 nucleotides long. RefSeq lists its product as uncharacterized. NCBI's taxonomy places the organism in Eukaryota, Viridiplantae, Streptophyta, Magnoliopsida, Poales, Poaceae. The record is from RefSeq and is a predicted model, not a curated record.
ACCGCCGCCGCCGCCGCCGUGCUCUCGCUCGCAGGGCGCAUCGGCGAGCCGCCAUGGCGGAGCGGAAGGAAGGGGAAGGGAAGGUGGUGGUGGUGGAGGAGGAGGAGGAGGAGCGGCGGCUGCGGGGGGCGCUGCGGAGCCUGCAGCAGGAGGCCGGGGUGCUGGAGCGGCUGGUGUACAAGCACCGGAACCAGCACCGCGGCGCCGCCUACUUCCAGUACCUCCUCAAGGUGAGGCGCGACGUGAGGCUGCUCCUCGCCGCCGGCCUCGGGGACGUCCUCACCGCCGUCUUCCCCGUCCUCGCCUCCCGCAAGCCGGCCAACACCAUCCUCGCCGUCAACAGGCAGAGUAAGAAGAAGCCUGGUGCAAACCAUUGUCACCAUGAGAGGCUUUUGGGUGUCGCACGCUUGUUAUCAGAGAUGGCUGAACCUGUUAUGAUGGGAGCAGUUCAGAUCUCGUUUUUACUUGCAAGAUCAUUUUUUGUUGAUCUUUGCACAGCGAUUCUUGCUUUGCUAGCAAGAGUGAGGGCUCUGGUUCAACAGAUGCUACUUGAUGUUGUCUCAGUUUACAACAAGGCUUCUGAUCUUAUUGAUAGGAAGCAAUCUGUUAAGAUUAGUAUUGGUGGAGCGCAGGCUUUCAGAGAGUACUAUCCCUCAAGCAAUGAUGCCCGUACUUUUCUGGAAUGUGUUUGGGUGAAAGAUAAAUUUGUUUUGCAUGAAAAUACAAAAGGUAACUGUGAGAAAACCCAAGCUGAGGAUCAAAAGUCAUGUGCUUCCGAAUCAGCAGUCCUGUAUGAAACUCUUGGACAAGUUUCUGAAGAUAUGGAAAAUGCUGAAGGAUUGAACUCUCCCAUGAAGCUACCAGAUGCCACCUUAGCAAACCAGCCAGAGAAAACCCAUUGCCAUCGUGAUGAAGAUUCUCAAAGUAGGAGGCAAUUGGUGAAUGACAACAAUUCUAAUUCUCUUUCAGAUGCAGUUGCUACUCAUGUGCAUUCAACUCCAUGCCCUGAUGUCAAGCCUGAGACAAAGAAGAGAGUUGCAUUCAUUGCAGUUGGAAAUCCGAAAGCCACUGCUAGUUCGAUUGGAACAACUUUAACUAAGAAGCAGAGACUAGAUGUGAUUCCACGCGCCACUGCAGAACCUGAAGAUCUAUAUGUCAAGCCUGAGACAAAGAAGAGAGUUGCAUUCAUCGCAGUAGGAAAUCCGAAAGCCACUGCUAGUUCGAGUGGAACAACUUUAACUAAGAAGCAGAGACUAGAGGUGAUUCCACGCGCCACUGCAGAACCUGAAGAUCUAUAUGGCAAAUUUUCUGAGGAUACAGACAAGUCCAUAUUUUAGAUUGUUUUGCACUGCAGCUGACCAGUGAUCACUGAAAUACUUCUCAGCUUUCUAACAUGAAAAGAACAAUCAAUACAAAAGAGGGCUCGGUGUAGCUCAAGAUAUGGUUAAAUUUUGAAGCAACUUUUGCUGUAGCAUCUAGGAGGUUGCUUGGUUUAUCUCGCUAAAUCAUUAGUAUAGCCUUCAUUGUAUUCUGGGAUGCAAUAUUAUUUUGUCAUCCAUUUUUCAGGUGUAAUUUUGCACAAAGAUGAAUUUUAGUUCGUCCCAUCUGAUGUUCAAUGUAAUAUGCAUUCAUUCUUUGAUUUGA